AUGUGGUUGGGUUCAAAAAAAAAGAGAAGAGAAUAUAAAUAUUAUGAGGAUCAAAUUAAUGAUUCACUUAGAGCUGCACAGAAUAAUAGUAACAUAUUUAUAAAUAUACCUGAUAAUUCUAGCCCAGUUGCAUCAACAUCGGCAUCUGCUUUAGUUGCACCAACUAAUACUUCUUUAGUUAUAUCAACUUCAUCUAUAUCUAAUAAAAAAGUAUUUACUAAAAAUACAAGCAAAAGACAAAUAACAAAUUAUAUUACAUCAGAUCAUAUGUCUAAAAUAGAACAAAAAUUACUUGAAUUAGAAUUUGCACGAUCAGUAUUUCAAUGUGGUUUAGUUUUAUCUUUACCUGAAAUAGAAUCUAUUAAAAAAAUUGUGGAAACAAGCAUGGCCUGCAUUUAG
This is a messenger RNA of Dentiscutata erythropus, 399 nucleotides long. The record is from the annotation of a GenBank genome assembly. NCBI's taxonomy places the organism in Eukaryota, Fungi, Glomeromycota, Glomeromycetes, Diversisporales, Gigasporaceae.